AUGAGUGACCUUUUAAAGGCGGUCAGGGAUACAAUGGGGGUGGAGGACAUCCAGCGACCCCAUACAGUUCCGGAAGAGAUGUUUGGGGGAUUGAAGGUCAGACGCUCCCGUGUAUUCCCCAUAAAUGAAAACAUUAAGGAGAUGGUGAUGGAUGAAUGGGCCCAUCCAGAAAAGAAACUAGGAAUUUCCAAGGAAUUCAGGAACCGCCUUGUAUUUGACCCGUCAGACUCUAAGAUUUUUGACGAAGUCCCCAGAAUUGACGACCAGGUGGCCAAAGUUAAUAAGAAAACCUCGCUACCAUUCGAGGACUCCUCACAGCCAGAUUUGGAAGGAGGUCCAGAAUCUCCUGGACUUAGGAGUAGUGAUUCCUGUUCCCGAGCUUCAACGGGGGCAGGGAUUCUACUCCAACCUUUUCUUAAUGACUAUACCAGGAGCUCAGAAGGAAAUCUAUCUUCAGAUUUUAAAGCAGAUGAUGAAGAACAUGCCAUUAUCCCAGAUUUUUCCACAGACCUUAACUGCAAAGAUCCAUCAUCUGAUCCUUUUAAACAGGUUCAAUCUGAUUCAUUACAGACUGUAACACAAAAUAAAAAUCUUGGAAGGGGUGAUGAAUAUCAAAGACCACACAUGGGUGAAAAACCUUUUUCAUGUUCAAAAUGUGAGAAAUUUUUUAAAUAUAAAUCAGAUCUUGAUGUACAUCACAGAAGUCACACAGGAAAGAAGCCAUUUUCAUGUCCAGAAUAUAAAAAAUGUUUUACCAGAAAAUCACAUCUUGAUGUAAAUCAGAGAAGUUACACUUGGAAUAACACAUUUUCAUGUUCAGAAUGUGGGAAAUGUUUUACCAAAAAAUCAGCUCUUGAUGUACAUCAGAGAACUCGCACAGGGGAGAAGCCAUUUUCAUGUACAGAAUGUGGGGAAUCUUUUUUCCGGAAAUCACACCUUAUUAGACAUCAAAUGAAUCACACAGGGGAGAAGCCGUAUUCAUGUUCAGAAUGCGGGAAAUGGUUUCGAGAUCAAUCAGGUCUUGUUUCCCAUCAGAGAACUCACACAGGGGAGAAGCCAUUUUCAUGUUCAGAAUGUGGGAAAUGUUAUUACCGAAAACAAGAUCUUGUUAAACAUCAGAGAAUUCACAUAGGGGAGAAGCAAUAUAAAUGUUCAGAAUGCGGGAAAGGGUUUUUUCAAAAAGCAUCUCUUUGUAGACAUCAGAGAAGUCACACAGGGGAAAAGCCAUUUUCAUGUUCAGAAUGUGGAAAGUGUUUUACCAUGAAAUCAUAUCUUUGUAGACAUCAGAGAGUUCACACAGGGGAGAAGCCAUUUUCAUGUUCAGAAUGUGGAAAAUGCUUUCAUCAUAAAUCAUACCUUUAUAUACAUCAGAGAGUUCACACAGGGGAGAAGCCAUUUUCAUGUUCAGAAUGUGAGAAAUGUUUUGCCAACAAAUCGGCUCUUGAUCUACAUCAGAGAGUUCACACAGGGGAGAAGCCAUUUUCAUGUUCAGAAUGUGGGAAAUGUUAUUACCGAAAACAAGAUCUUGUUAAACAUCAGAUAAUUCACAUAGGGGAGAAGCAAUAUAUAUGUUCAGAAUGUGGGAAAGGGUUUUUUCAAAAAGCAAAGCUUUGUAGACAUCAGAGAACUCACACAGGGGAGAAGCCAUUUUCAUGUCCAAAAUGUGAGAAAUGUUUUACCAGAAAAUCAAAUCUUGAUGUACAUCAGAGAAGUCACACAGGGGAGAACACAUUUUAAUAUUCACAAUGUGGAAAAUGUUUUACCGAAAAAUAAGCUCUUGAUGUACAUCAAAGAAGUCAUACAG
Molecule: messenger RNA, 1804 nt
Organism: Bufo bufo (common toad)
Lineage: Eukaryota; Metazoa; Chordata; Amphibia; Anura; Bufonidae
Product: zinc finger protein OZF-like
Exons: 3
Coding region: 1-1737 (578 amino acids)
Biological process (GO): regulation of immune system process; negative regulation of transcription by RNA polymerase II; regulation of cytokine production
Source: RefSeq, a predicted model, not a curated record